UGUGACUCGUCAGAACAGUCAGCCGGGCCCCAUCUCUGCCCGCCCCCAGCACCUGAGUCCACGGCUCCUCCCAGCCCAGGGCAGAGCCAUCCCUUCCCCAGGACCGCACGGGAGGGAGUUGCAGGACAGGGCAGCUGCACCAUGAACAUCAUCUUGGACCUCCUCGUGCUCCUGCUCAUCAUCAUCUACUCCUACCUGGAGUCCUUAGUGAAGCUUUUCAUCCCCCGGAGGAGGAAGUCUGUGGCUGGGGAGAUCGUCCUCAUCACUGGAGCUGGGCAUGGAAUCGGCAGGCUGACUGCCUACGAAUUCGCAAAACGGAAAAGCAGGCUGGUUCUGUGGGAUAUUAACAAGCCAGGUGUUGAGGAAACAGCAGCUGAAUGCAGGAAGCUUGGGGCCACGGUGCAUGCAUAUGUGGUGGACUGCAGCGACAGAGAGAAGAUCUACAGCGUGGUGGCCCAGGUGAAGAAAGAAGUGGGUGACAUAAGCAUUUUGGUAAACAACGCUGGAGCAAUAUAUCCAGCGGAUCUUCUCAGCACCAAGGAUGAAGAGAUUGCCAAGACCUUUGAAGUCAACAUCCUAGGACAUUUUUGGAUCACAAAAGCACUUCUCCCAUCAAUGAUGAAGAGAAAUUAUGGCCACAUUGUCACAGUGGCUUCGGUGUGUGGCCACGGAGUGAUCCCUUACCUCAUCCCAUACUGUUCCAGCAAAUUUGCUGCGGUUGGCUUUCACCGAGCUCUGACAGCAGAACUUGAAGCCCUGGGGAAAACUGGUAUCAAAACCUCAUGUCUCUGCCCAGUUUUUGUGAACACUGGAUUCACCAAAAACCCAAGUACCAGAUUAUGGCCUGUAUUAGAGACAGAUGUUGUUGCAAGAUGUCUGAUAGAUGGAAUUCUCACCAACAAGAAAAUGAUUUUUGUUCCAUCCUAUCUCAAAAUUUCUCUAACACUGGAGAAGUUUCUUCCUGAACGUGCUUUGGCAGCUAUAAGUCGUAUCCAGAAUGUUCAGUUUGAAGCAAUUGUUGGCCAUAAAAUCAAAAUGAAAUGAUGUGUUCCAGAGAUGUAAAACAUUCAUGAUUUGAAUCUAAGCUCGAAGUCUAUGCUUCAUUUCUUCCUCUUACACUUUUCUGUGCUUUAACAUUAAAAUAUUUCUGCAUCAGGAGAAAUCCAAUCAACAAGAUCAUCCCUAUUUUCUA
Messenger RNA from Octodon degus (degu), 1192 nucleotides. It is a transcript of the gene Hsd17b13, whose product is annotated as hydroxysteroid 17-beta dehydrogenase 13. The record is from RefSeq and is a predicted model, not a curated record. The coding region runs from base 142 to 1044 and encodes 300 amino acids. The transcript is spliced from 7 exons. NCBI's taxonomy places the organism in Eukaryota, Metazoa, Chordata, Mammalia, Rodentia, Octodontidae. Gene Ontology annotation, molecular function: oxidoreductase activity, acting on the CH-OH group of donors, NAD or NADP as acceptor. Gene Ontology annotation, cellular component: lipid droplet.